UAAAUUUCUCCUUCCAUUUUUAGCUUCAUAUAUUUCUCUCUCUUGGACCAAAAACUGUUCUUUUCCUCUCUUUUUCCUCUUUAUCUCUGAAAAUUACACAACAUAUUGCAACCUUGUAGUUUUUGGGUUGGUGGGUUUUUUGAUUCUUUGAGUCUGAAGUCAACAACUGAGUUCAAAGGAGCUGUUAAAGGCUAAAGAUCUACCAGUUCCCAGAUCCGGGUGAUUAUUACAAUGGUAGCGAAUUGAAAGCACUGAACGUGGGAUUGAGUAUGGCUGUUGCUGGCUUGCAUAAUAUUUCUGCAUUUGGUUCUUCUUUAUUUAUAGAGUCUCAGUCCUCGGUGUCGAGGCAACGGGGUGAACAUGAUAGGCCGAGAACCCGGGCUUCAUCUAUUCUUCAAAUGUGGAGGGAGCUUGAGGGUGAGCACGUGGUGAGUAAUUCCUAUGCCCCUACUGGAGAUAGGCAAAUACCACAGAGGAGUGAUGUUGAGAAUUUUGACUGUGACGAGAAUCAAAGGUGUAUAUAUCAAAGCCAUAUCGAGCUGGACAACUACUUUGAUGAUGGCCGAAGUGUUAGUUCUGAUCAAUAUAGUGAUUUUGGGGAGGCUGAACGCGAAAGAGUUAGGCAGAUUAUUCAGGAGUGGAUGAACGCUGGUGGAAAGAGCCAUUCACAGUCAUUGAAUGCCUCACAUGUGAACAACUGUUCUGAGGCACAGUGUUUAGGGGAAAAUGAAGGCAGACGGGUGAGAAUCAUAAGGGAGCGGGUGCAAACGAAUAUUCAUCAGAGUGGCACAAGUUCUCCUAGAGAUGAAGUUGCUGCUGAAACCGGCUCUCAAUCUGAACAAGUGCGUGAUGGUUUGUUGGUCGAUCAUUCACAAAAUGGAGAGAGAAAGGCCUUGCGCAGAAGACUCUGUGGCAGACAAGCUCUCAUUGAUUUAAUGAUGAGGUCUCAGAGGGAAAGGGAAAAAGAACUUCAGGGACUGUUGGAAUGUAAGCCUGUAUCAGACUUUGCCUAUCGCAAUCGGAUUCAGUCAUUACUCAGGGGAAGGUUUCUGCAAAAUGGAAGAUUGACAAAUGGUGAAAGAACUGCUUCAAAUGCAGCGAGUGAGCUGGGCUUACUGAGGCAAAGACAUACUGUGUCUGAUUUAAGGGAAGAAAUUUUGUCCAGAUUGGAUGAUAAUGUGCGUGGUUCUACAAGUAAUAUGCAGCCGUCCUCUGCAAAGGAUGACCCUCAACCAUCUCAAUCAGAUAGUGAACAAGAGGUAAUAGACGAAUGCUAUGAUCAAGCUGAACUUAUUAAUGAAGAGAGAGAGAUGAAUGGGUCUCGUGUGUUAGCGAACUCAGAAAGCACAAUUUGUGAGCAUGUGAAUCGUCAAUAUAACAUUGACCAAAUAGCUGAAACUUCUGAGCAAGCUGGAGGAGAUGAGGAUCACGAGCAAGCCACGUCAAAUUUGGAGUUUUCUAGUAGUUUACCUGAAAUACAAAAUAAUGGCAAUAGAAACUUGGUGGAAAAUGCUGGUAACGGAUGGUUGCCCGAAGCUGCGGCUAUUGAAGGCAGUCUGCGAGGUCAUGUACAAGAUUACCAUGCAACCUUCCAUGACAAUGAUGCACCACAAAGUGAGCCAAGUGAUUCUCAUGAUGUGGUAGAUGGUCAUUUUCGUGAUUUCGAGAGAAAUAUCUUUGAAUAUUAUGACUGGGAAGGUUCAUCAGCUCAAGAAGAGGAGGUGGAGGAAAUUAUUGCAGAGCCUGAAGAAAAUGAUUUGCAGCAAGCGGAAGAGCCAGAAGAAUUUGCAACAGAACUUGAGGAAAGUGAGUCGCGGCCUUUUUAUGCUGAUCAGAAUGAAUGGGUAGAUGAUGUCACAGAAAACAUGGGUGGAGAUGCGCAAGAAGGUGCUCCUAAUCAAUCUUAUCCGGAAAAUUUGGGAAGUGAUAUUGAAGAACAAAACCAUGCACAAGAACCACAUGAUGAGUGGCACGAAGAGGCAAUUGAUGACUGGUUUGACACGCCUUCUGGUCAGGAUGAUGGAUCCAUUGAAAGGGUUGAUACAUUUUAUACACCGGAUGACGACAAUGUUUAUAGUAUUGAACUCCGAGAACUGCUAAGCAGGAGGCGUGUCUCUAAUCUGCUUAAUAGCAGUUUCCGUCAGAGUCUAAACCAGCUAAUACAAUCUUAUGUCGAAAGACAAGGUCAUGCUUCUUUUGACUGGGAUAUGGAUGAAGCAUCCUCAUACCCAUCUGAUGCAGAGCACGAGCAGCAGGAGAAUGUUAUUCGAGAUGGGCCUCAGGAGGGAAAUCCCUUUGCUAUGCUUCCACCUCAAGAGGCACCUUCUCAGUCACAUUGGAAUCAUGAAACCGAGCAUCAGAAUUUGCCUCGCCAAAAUCCACAUCACCCCAUGGGAGAAUUAGAGUGGGAUAUCAUCAAUGAACUGAAGAUUGACAUGGCUAUACUUCACCAGAGGAUGAACGAUAUGCAAAGGAUGCUUCAAACAUGCAUGGAAAUGCAAGUUGAGCUGCAGCGGUCGGUUCGCCAAGAAGUUUCUGCAGCCCUAAAUAGAUGCGCCGGUUCAACAGAUGUGGAUGUUUGUGGGGAUAUUCUGUUGAACGAUGAAUCCAAAUGGGAUAACGUGAGAAAAGGAUUAUGUUGCUUGUGUUGUAAUAACAAUAUAGAUUCAUUAUUGUACAGGUGUGGCCACAUGUGCACAUGUUCAGAAUGUGCAGAAAAAUUGGUCCAUGAAAAAGCGAAGUGUCCAAUGUGUCUUGCACCAGUAGUGGAAGUGAUCCGAGCUUUCUCUAUACAGUAAUUGAUACAUAAUAGAAGAAAAAAGUAGUAGAUAGAAUACCAGAGAGAAGAUAGAUGUUGAAAUAAAGAUUUCUUUAGCACCUGCAGUCUAGUUCCUUUAGUCUUAGAUUUGCACGUCUGAUUCAUUGUGGUAAACAGAAUAAGCGGGUGAAACGUAUCUUUAGUACAAAAUUUCUGUAUAUCGGUGGCUACACGAAUUGGUUGCUUGACACAGCUAACAGGGAAGUCAGAAGUUUUUGUGAUGGCUUUGUUAUGUAAUGAAAUUAUUUGAAUAACCUUAUGCCAGGAGAGAUUGAUGAAGUUGCAACAGUGAUCACUAAGUCUGCUAUGGAGAGCUUGUUGAAGUUAAGUAUUGAAAAUGAUCAAAGAUCUUUCUUGGUCAUACAUCUGUGUGCGCCUGUAACAUUUAAUUGCUCAGCAUGCAAGAUUGCUGUGUGUGGUUAGAUGGAUCUGGAAAUCCCUUACAUCAUACAGAAAAAUUUGCCCAUUUAAUUUACGACCAAGUGGUGAUACAAAUCAUAUUCUUGUACUACCAAUGUAAAGUACAAUAUAACAUUAUACAUUAACUCCACUUAUUGCAAUGAGUUGUAGUCCUUUUAUUUUAUUUUAUAUUAUAUUAUAGUGAACUGAUGAGCUUAAAUGAAGCGAUAUGUAGAAUAAUCCAUGUUAGAUAGUUAUGUGAAUAUAUAUAAUUAGUCUUGC
Molecule: messenger RNA, 3499 nt
Organism: Nicotiana tabacum (common tobacco)
Lineage: Eukaryota; Viridiplantae; Streptophyta; Magnoliopsida; Solanales; Solanaceae
Source: RefSeq, a predicted model, not a curated record